This is a messenger RNA of Hemiscyllium ocellatum (epaulette shark), 1066 nucleotides long. Its product is annotated as adrenodoxin-like. Lineage: Eukaryota; Metazoa; Chordata; Chondrichthyes; Orectolobiformes; Hemiscylliidae. Gene Ontology annotation, biological process: P450-containing electron transport chain; positive regulation of oxidoreductase activity. The transcript is spliced from 4 exons. Gene Ontology annotation, molecular function: 2 iron, 2 sulfur cluster binding. Gene Ontology annotation, cellular component: mitochondrion. Bases 23 to 598 code for a protein of 191 amino acids. The record is from RefSeq and is a predicted model, not a curated record.
CGUCAGUGGUAGCAACAGGAACAUGGCGAUGGCUGGGUUCCGUCGGCUGUUGGUGACCAGUGAGUGUGCGUUACUAAAGCGAUUGUGUCAGGCUGCACCUUCCAGGAGCAGGGGCCUGAGCAUUUCCCGGUGCUGGAGUAACGGUCUCAUUUCAUGCUCCAAUCGCGGUGCGAGCAGCAAUGAUACGGGGGGCCGACGUUUACUCAACACUGGGGCCCGAUUACAGAGUUCAAAGGAUAAAGUGUCUGUUAAUUUUAUUAACCGUGAUGGAGAGGAACUUAAAGCAGAAGGAAAUCUAGGAGAUUCACUUUUAGAUGUUGUUGUUCAUAAUAACUUGGACAUUGAUGGUUUUGGUGCAUGUGAAGGAACCUUGGCAUGCUCUACCUGUCAUCUAAUCUUUGAAGAGGCCAUCUACAAGAAAUUGGAUGACAUCACUGAUGAAGAGAUGGAUAUGUUGGACCUAGCCUACGGCCUCUCAGAAACAUCUCGUUUGGGUUGCCAGAUCUGCCUUAAGAAAUGGAUGGAUGGAAUGACUGUGGAAGUACCGAGUGAUGUUGCUGAUGCUAGAGAAACCAAGGACAUUGAUUCUGGCUCCUAAAGGGAUUAAUCUAAUUUACAAAAUCAACAUAAUUGAAGUUAAUUUCUCAAACAAUAAAGCAUACUUUAUAAUAAGUGAUAAAAUCUUUAGUUUAGAUGGGUUACUCAAUAUUGAAUGUCUCAAUGAGUUGUCUCUGUAAUUUCUUGAUGGCUUAGAGCCACUAAUAUUGUAAAGCUGUAGAGAUUUGGGGAAAGUGCAUUUUACUAACUGUUUAACAGACAACUUCUCUAUUGUAAAGAAAACCGUUUUACUUUUUGAAGAACAUUGUAAAUGUUGUUCAAGUGCAGCUUUGUCCUGUUGAGGGCUGGAAUUCCAAGGAUUACAGUUCAGAAUUCAGACCAGUUUUGUCUAGCUCCAAAUGGGAAUAAGACUGAAAUUUGAAUCCGAUUCCAUUGAUAAUAACCAUUAAUGUUACAUUGAUCAUCCCUGAGAGCCUUUUAGUUAAUAAACUAAUUGAGUAUUUCAAAA